Messenger RNA from Carlito syrichta (Philippine tarsier), 3387 nucleotides. It is a transcript of the gene CABYR, whose product is annotated as calcium binding tyrosine phosphorylation regulated. Lineage: Eukaryota; Metazoa; Chordata; Mammalia; Primates; Tarsiidae. Gene Ontology annotation, biological process: sperm capacitation. Gene Ontology annotation, cellular component: sperm fibrous sheath; cytoplasm. Bases 536 to 1681 code for a protein of 381 amino acids. The transcript is spliced from 4 exons. The record is from RefSeq and is a predicted model, not a curated record. Gene Ontology annotation, molecular function: calcium ion binding.
AAAAAAAGGAAAAGAAAUACAUACUUAAAGGUGAGCAAGGCAUUUGAGGAUAUAUUUAGAAAAAUGAGGAAAAAUACAUUUUCUUGUAGUUAAAACUGUUUUCCAACUCUUUGAUGAAUAUACGGAGAGAAAAGCCAAUGCCUAUAUGAAUUGGAAGGACGUUUGGAAACAGAUACAUGAACUUUAUUUUUCUUUCUUGGCAUGUUACAUGUUACCGAAUUUUAUAAAGCGGGUUUUGUUUGUUUGACUUUUUGUUCUUUGUUUUUAAUAUCAUGGGGUCUUGACAGGGCUUUUCCUACGAAUUUUUUAAUAGUACUAGAUUACUUAUCUACAAAAGAUAAACUAUUAGUAGUAGAUAGUAGGUAGCUCAUUUUACUAGAAUAAAAUCUAGAGAUUAGAACUAAAGCUAAUAUUUUUAAUAGUAGAUAGAUUUGUUCUUGGAAGCCAUAGUUAAUGCAUUAAAAAUAUUUUAGUAAAACUACUAUUUAUGACUGUUUUUCUUCAUUAUAGUUGAGAAGACAGACAUCCUGCCAAAAUGAUUUCUUCAAAGCCCAGACUUGUCAUACCCUAUGGCCUCAAGACUCUACUUGAGGGACUCAGCAGAGCCAUUCUCAAGAACAGUCCAUCAAACAUCACUCAGUUUGCAGCAAUUUACUUUAAAGAACUUAUUACGUUUAGAGAAGGGAAUCCGUCUUUGGAUAUAAAAGAUCUGGUUAAACAAUUUCAUGAGAUUAGAGUAGCGAAGUUGUCAGAAGGAGAGACACAAGAGAAGAAAAAAGAAAGUGUAAAAGAACCAGAAAAAACAUCAGUAGUUUCUAAAGAACCUACACGGAUGGAAAAAUCAACGGACACAGAGGAGGACAAUAUAGGUGGAACAUUGUUUAACAACAAAGGCACCCAAUUUUCAGGUCUUGCUGAGCGUCUAGAACCCGGGCAGACACCUGAAGCAGCUUGUGGUCCUUCUUCCAAAUCAGCUACCCCUAAGACUGCUACUCCACCCUCAUCACCAUCUCCAGCAGGUGUCUCGCCAGAGUUUGCCUACGUCCCAGCUGACCCAGCUCAGUUUGCUGCUCAGAUGUUAGCAAUGGCAGCAAGCGAAGCAGGACAACCACCACCAUAUUCUAACAUGUGGACCCUUUAUUGUCUAACUGAUAUGAAUCAACAAAGUCGCCCAUCACCGCCACCUGCACCUGGGCCUUUCCCCCAAGCAACCCUCUAUUUAUCUAAUCCCAAGGAUCCACAGUUUCUGCAGCAUCCACCGAAAGUUACUUCUCCAACUUAUGUGAUGAUGGACGACAGCAAGAAGACCAGUGCCCCACCUUUUAUUUUGGUAGGCUCAAAUGUUCAGGAAGCACAGGAAUGGAAACCUCUUCCUGGACAUGCUGUUGUUUCACAGUCAGAUGACUUGAAGAGAUAUGCUGCAGUCCAAGUGCCCAUUGCUGUUCCUGCAGAUCAGAAAUUCCAGAAACAUAUCUUAAAUCCCCAGAAUGCUAGUCUUCCUCCAAGUGGACAAGAUGUCCCCAGACCACAAAGUCCCGUUUUUCUUUCUGUUGCUUUCCCAGUAGAGGAUGUAGCCAAAAAAAUUUCAGGAUCUGGUGACAAACGUACUCCUUAUGGAAGUUAUGGUAUUGCUGGAGAAAUUACUGUGACUUCUGCCCAGGUUCGCAAAGCAGAAACUUAAAACUGGUAGGUGAAUUUUCCUACCAUAAUAUGUGGGCCUUAACACACUUGAGGUUUUCAGCAUUUUGAUUUGUUGACCUGGAGAUUUGAGAUAUUAAAAAAAUUGAGAUGAUACAUAGAGUUGGGGUGUACGCCAGUUCGAUGUGAUUAUUAUCUCCAACUUGCUAACCACUUGUUACUCAUAAAUACACAGCAGGUGUACUGUACCACAAUGACUCACAUCAAGGAUUUGGUACAUGAAUCAAUGAACCAAUCAAUUCAGUCACCUGUGAAUACGUGGUCUGUUAAGUCUAACACCAUGGUAGAUGCUAAAACAUUGGAAUAAAAAAAGACAGUCUCUCUUUGGCAUAUUUAAGGAGCGGGGAGGAGCUAGGAACAGUUGGAGGACAAGGUGAGAGAGAAGUGCUGAUUAUAUCAUGGUGCACCUAAUUCAUGUGGUGAGACCAUAGAAUGGACAGUGUAUAAAAAUAUGUGAAGUACUGUGAAGAAAAGAAGGUACUGGCACAGGCCCCUUUAAUUGUCACUAUCAGUUUACAUUUACAGCCUCAAAUGUAAACUGACACAUGAGCAUGAGAAGAAAUCAGCCUUACAAAGAGCUCCCAGGCUGUGUCCUAGGGCAGGAAAGAGCAUAGGAGUUUGAGGGACUGCAGACCACAUGAAACUGGCUGGGAGGGGAUGGAGGGAGGAGGACACAAGAUGAAGAGGGAACCCCUGCAUACCAAAGAAAGAGAUUUAGGUUGAAAAUUCAGUGGGAAGCCAGCACAAGUAUCUUAAGCAGAAUGACAGAAGCAGAUUUUCUGUUUUUACUAGAUCCCCCUGGCUGCCCUAUGGAACAUGGAUUAGAAGUCAGGGGGAGGUCAAAAGAGGAAGCAAAGAGAUGAGUUAAAGAGUACAUUAAUACAAGAGUUAUACACAUAUGAGUUCAGUUACUUAAAACAAUUUGUGGGAACAUCGGAGAGAUGGAUAAAAGCGAGAUUUCAUUCAUAGGCUCAGGGACUACAGUUACUAUAUUUAAGGAAAGACAACUGUUUCCAAAAUAUCUUAGGGUUAUGUGUACUUCUUAAAUAUGGAUUUUGAGUGGAAUUGUCAAAAUGGCUGUCUUCAGCAUGAAGCUAGGAUAUUUUAGUGCAAAAGCACAGAUAACUAAGAGCUUAGUAACAGCAGGAGGGUAGACCUUGUAGUUCUGAUCUUCCACUUAUUUCAAAUGAUCAAUUUCAUGAUUGGAUUUAAAGCGUUUACAUUAUUCCUAACAGAUGCUGAAAGUGAUGCCGUUUGAGUCAACAUUCAAGGUGGAGUCUACCACCAAGUGUAUAUCAAUAAACUUCAUGCACGCAUAAAACCUUAUAUUGCUUAUUUUUAUAAUUUAGGAGGUAUACAAACAAUGGAACACAAAAGGCCUUAAAUCUUUUCAAACUUGUGAAACAAUAACAUUUUCCAAUUCUUAUGUAUAUGUAUUUUAAACCAUUUCCACUCUAACAGAUCUAGUCAAAUUUUCUAGCCAAGUAAUUCCCACUUAAUUCUAUAUUUAAGAUUCAUGCCAAAUGAAUACAAUAGUACUUCUCUGUGAUACUGUAUCUACCCAGAGAUGAUUAACUGAGUGCUAACUGCCUACUUUCCACUGUGCAUGCAAGGUAGCCGGUUAUCUUUUUGGCCAUGGGGGAAAGGGUCCCCACCCCUAGGCUGUGGACCUGCAUCAGUCUGUGGCCU